CAGGUUCUGGAGAAAUCGAUCGCCACAGCGUGUAUCAUUGACCAAAGGCCCCACUUCAAUAUGGCCAUAGGAGAAUUGUCCUGAUGUCUUCAUUAUACAGUCUUUGGGAAUAUUAUCUGAUGUAGUUAUGACUGUAAAGCAUUUCUUGGUGGAGUACAACAAGGUUAAUGAACGAGGAACCUUCUUUCCUGGGGAUAUUCUCUCUGGAAAAGUGACGGUGGUGACCAGCAAGGAAAUCAAAGUGCAGUGUCUUUUGGUCAAAGCCAAAGGAAAAGCUAAGGUGACGUGGUAUGAACAAGAAGGACAAGCCGUGGUAGUUCAGAGCGACAAGAAGAAAUAUUUUUAUUUUCAACAUAUUAUUCUUCAGGACAAAAACAAAGGGGAUGGUUCCGAAAUCAUCCGCCCUGGGAGAAAUGUGUAUCCAUUCACCUUUGUGAUUCCCAAUAUAGAUAUGCCUUCAUCUUAUGAGGGGAAAUGGGGCAAGAUUACAUACAGUCUGCGAGCACAGCUAACUCGGUCAAUAUGGCUUGUUCACAAAACAAAGACCAAGUUCCCUUUCCUGACCAAGUCUGAGUUUCCUUUUGCCUCCAAAUCAGAAAUGAUAAUCAUCGGACUUAAGGAACAACAGUGUGCGACCAGGAUUUCAUUUUAUGGCCCUGGAAAGGUCACUAUGAAUGUUACCUCUGAAAAAAUGGGAGUGAAACAAGGCGAGGCAAUGGGAGUCUCUGUGGAAAUACUCAACAACUCUGCACGCACGGUAGCACCCAAAUUCUACCUGUGUGAGAAGCAGACCUUUGUUAACCAGACAAAGAGGAUAGUUCACACAAAUGACAUCCUCUUCGGGACAGGAGACCCUGUUCCAGCUGAGACCAGUCAGACUGUCACCAAGGUUCUGAGUAUCCCUCCAUAUCUCCCACCUACCUUCUUCAACUGCAGCCUGAUGAAGAACGAAUACAUGCUCAAGGUCACUCUUGAUGGCACACUGGCCAGAGACCCAGAGAUCAGACUUCCUCUGGUCAUCCUGUCAGGUUCACCGAAACCACAUCAACAAAAACCGAGGAGAUCUAUUUGGUUUAGACAGCUUCCUGGUUAAAAGGACGUGUUAGAUCAAGAGAUAGUGUUAUGGAUACUGUAUGUAUAAAGUGACAACACAGAAUAACUUUCUUCAACAUAGUAUGUUGUUUCUUGUGGUAAUUUAAACUACCUCAAGUGUUUGACAGUUUGUUAAUUGAAUAUCCUGAUGUCCACUAGAUGGAGAUAUGAGUCACUAAGUAGCUUACCAGUAACAGUUGACUGGUUGUACUGUAGCGUGGGUGCUUAAAUCCAAAUACUCACAGCCUUAAUUUAAGUUAAAAAACAUUAUGUAAAAGUACUCCAGGCCCUGCAUUUAAAAUCUUACUUAAAUAAAAGUACAUAUGUCCCAUCAACCCAUUUAUUAGUUAUUUCCACUUAUCCUUGACAGUCACAGGGGGACCCAGGUGGGAAGAGGCAGUAUACAUCUUCUAUCACAGGGCUGACAAACAGAGAUGCUCACAUUCCCACUGACGGGGAAUUUAGAGUCAAGUGCAAAAGAAUUAUCAGCUACAGACAUGUGUUGCCCAGCCAGCGGUUCUUAAGUGAAACCAGGCCCAGAGACUCAGAGAUCCUUCCCUGUCCAGGAGGGGAAACGUGUUGAGAGUGAGCCGAGAAUUUUACGGUUGGGAUCCAUCCUGGAAAUAUUAGAUCUAGCUAUCGUGACACGACAUAUACCCACCUACCCUGAGAGAGAGAGAAAGAGAGAGAGAGGUGUUUGGUUGUGACUCAACAAAUUUGAAAGUGUGAUUCAACGAUGUUCUACCAUCAGCAUUAAUAAUAUAAAAGCACAGAGUGACAAACAAUGGCUUCAAAUUCCACUUG
Molecule: messenger RNA, 1896 nt
Organism: Monopterus albus (swamp eel)
Lineage: Eukaryota; Metazoa; Chordata; Actinopteri; Synbranchiformes; Synbranchidae
Product: arrestin domain-containing protein 3-like
Exons: 7
Coding region: 128-1093 (321 amino acids)
Biological process (GO): protein transport
Cellular component (GO): cytoplasm; plasma membrane
Source: RefSeq, a predicted model, not a curated record